GGCGUGAGGUGCUCGUACCAAAGUGCUCUUCAUUGUUUUCUGACUCUCUCAAACAAAAAAAGACAUUGACCAGUAGCAUCGCUUUCGCACGCAACACGAAGAUACGAUUUUCGGUGUGCUUCUCUCCAUUCCUUUCUUUAAUAUGUUUUGCUGUUCUUCUUCGCUCUUUUGCUGAGCGCAAUGCGAUUGUUGCACUCCAUGCUCCGCGUCGGCGAUUUAGACCGGAGCGUUAAGUUCUACACGGAGUGCCUGAAGAUGAAGGAGAUGCGCCGGCGCGAGUGUCCGGAGGAGAAGUACACCGUCGUCUUCCUCGGCUACGACAAGAGCGAGGAGGAGGGGCCGACGAUUGAACUGACUUACAAUUACGAUGUGACGUCUUACACCCACGGUGAGGCUUUUGGCCACAUCGCGAUUGGCGUGGAGGACGUGAAGGAGCUCGUGGCGGAGUUGCGCGCGAAGAAUGUGACCAUUGACUACGAAAAGAAAGACGGGUACAUGGCUUUUAUAGUGGACCCGGAUGGCUACUACAUUGAGCUGCUCAAUGAGAAAAUGGUAGUGGAGAGGGCGAGGAAGGCAAUGCAGGAGAGAGGAAAAUUGUGA
Messenger RNA from Leptomonas pyrrhocoris, 600 nucleotides. RefSeq names its product glyoxalase I. The coding region runs from base 181 to 600 and encodes 139 amino acids. The transcript has a single exon. Gene Ontology annotation, cellular component: cytoplasm. NCBI's taxonomy places the organism in Eukaryota, Euglenozoa, Kinetoplastea, Trypanosomatida, Trypanosomatidae. Gene Ontology annotation, molecular function: lactoylglutathione lyase activity; metal ion binding. The record is from RefSeq and is a predicted model, not a curated record.